UUUACUCUCCUCUAAUUUGUUAUCAGCUGUAUGUACUUUCUCCACUUUCGGUGCCGCUGUGCGAUCUUCCAUUCCAAAUUCUGGUAAAGAUCGGCUCUUUCCAAAAACAAAAAUGGCCACCACAGCUCCGGUGAUCAUGCGCCUCAUGGCCUCCUCAAUAAACACAGCCAAGCGGGCUGGCGGGAUCAUACGCGAUGUCCUCAAGAAAGGCGACCUGGGAAUCGUAGACAAGGGAAAGAACGAUCCUCAGACGGAGGCGGACCGCUCUGCACAGCGCUGCAUCAUUGCUUCGCUGACUAAGAAGUUUCCAAGCGUAAAGAUUAUCGGCGAGGAAGGUGGCUCCGAUCUGAACGUUUGCGACGAUUGGCUGGUCACGGAGCUGGAUGAAUCGUUCCUGCAGCAAAGCUGUCCAGAGGAGUGGCAAGAUGCUAAGCCCGAGGACUUUGUGAUAUGGGUGGAUCCGCUGGACGGUACAGCAGAGUACACACAGGGAUUUGUUGAGCACGUCACUGUACUAAUUGGCAUAGCUGUUAAGGACGCAGCCGUGGGCGGCAUCAUUCACCAGCCGUUCUACAAGCAGCCCGGCGGCGAGCUGGGUCGCACUAUUUGGGGUCUUAAGGGUCUAGGGACGGGAGGAUUCGUCCCAGUGCCAGCUCCAGCCGGUCAGUUCAUCAUCACCACCACUCGCUCGCAUUCCAAUGCCUUGCACCAGCAGGCUCUCAAUGCCUAUGCAUCCACAGAGGUGCUGAAGGUCGGCGGUGCCGGCUUCAAGGUGCUGCAGCUGCUGGAGGGCAAAGCACAUGCCUACGUGUUUGCCACACCGGGCUGCAAGAAGUGGGAUACGUGUGCACCCGAGGCAGUGUUAGAAGCGCAAGGUGGCUGCCUGACCAAUAUCAAUGGCGAGCACUACUUGUACAAUGCGGAUGUGGAGCACGUGAAUCGAAAAGGCGUACUGGCCAGCCUGGGACAAAAUCAUUCCGAACUGGUGGAGAAGAUACCCGCAGAUGUGCGGGCGGCAGUGGGAGCCAAGCUGUGAGUGUGUCGGUACUUUAUUUUAUUUUUAAUGUUGAGCUAAAGGUAUAAACAUACAUACAUACAUAAAUAAGCGAUAACAGAAGGGAUAAAAGAUCAAGAUCGUGAAAUUAUAAGUAGAAACUUUGAACGAAA
Drosophila serrata is the source of this 1167-nucleotide messenger RNA. Its product is annotated as 3'(2'),5'-bisphosphate nucleotidase 1. NCBI's taxonomy places the organism in Eukaryota, Metazoa, Arthropoda, Insecta, Diptera, Drosophilidae. Gene Ontology annotation, molecular function: 3'(2'),5'-bisphosphate nucleotidase activity. Gene Ontology annotation, biological process: phosphatidylinositol phosphate biosynthetic process. The record is from RefSeq and is a predicted model, not a curated record.